Molecule: messenger RNA, 1368 nt
Organism: Rhizophagus irregularis DAOM 181602=DAOM 197198
Lineage: Eukaryota; Fungi; Glomeromycota; Glomeromycetes; Glomerales; Glomeraceae
Source: RefSeq, a predicted model, not a curated record
AUGUCUAAAUUAAAUAGAGACGUUCUUUAUUUGAUAUUUGAAGAAUUACAAGAUAAUGAAAAAUCUCUUUGUUCAUGUCUUUUAGUUAAUAAAACUUGGUGUGAAACAAUUAUUCCAAUUUUAUGGAAAAAUCCUUGGAAAUUCUUAAAGGAGGGAAAAGAAAAAAUUCUAUUUAACAUAAUAAUUUCACAUUUAUCUGAUGAUAAUUUAAGUAAAAGUAUUGAAAAUUUAUAUCAAAAACCUUCAUUCAAUUAUAUUUAUUUUUGUAGAUAUUUAAAUUUUAAUCAUAUUGAAAACAUAAUUGAAACGAAUAUUUUACUUAAAAAUGAAAUAAUCAAACUUUUUAUUAAUGAAAAUAUGAAAUAUACACACCUUUAUAUACCCCAACAAUUUGAUUUUCAAUUAUAUCUCAUUCCUGGUUUCGAACAAUCCUUUUCAGAUAUUGAAUUCCUUAGCUGUAACACUAGAAUAAAUGAUAAUAUUUUAGUUGAAUUAACUAAAAUUUGUAAAUCGAUUAAAGAAUUGGAACUUUUUACUGAAGUUCGUAAUAAUAAUUAUGAGAUUAUUAGAUUAAUUGAAACACAAAAGAAAUUAUCAAAUAUUUAUUUUAUAAAUAAAUAUAUACGAAAUGAUGAAUCAUUUUGUAAAUCUCUUGAAAAUUCUUUGAUUAAACAUGCGAAUAAUAUUCAUUAUUUAAUGAUAACCAGACAACCUGCAACAAAGAUUCUUCCAUUAUUUAUUAAUUUAAAAAUAUUAGAAUUGCAAUGUAAUUCUCUUGAUAUAACAUGGAAUUGUUUAGAGAAUUUAUCAUUACCUUUCUUACAAAGUUUAAAGGCAAGUCGAGUUCCAAUCAAACCUUUAGCAAGUUUAAUUGAAAAUACGAGUGGACAUCUUACUUUAGUAAAAAUUGAUCAUAUACGUCAUGAUGAAAAAUAUAAUAAAAGAAUUAUUGAAGCUAUCUAUCAAAAUUGUCCUAACCUUAAAUAUCUUAAAUUAUUAUUUAAAAAUAGUAAUAUUUUAGAAUUAAAAAAUUUAUUAAUUAAUUGUAAAUAUUUGAUUGGUUUAUAUAUUAUUAUUGAUAAUAUGAGAGAUGUAUUUGAUUGUGAUAAUUUAUUUAAAAUUUUAACUGAUUCAUCACCUGUUAGUUUAUUUAAAUUUAAAUUUGCUUUUUAUUAUAGAAAAAUUAAACCAGAUUCCUUAAAAUUAUUUUUUGAUAAUUGGAAAGGUAGACAUCCUAUGAUAUUACAAUUAAGUCAAGGAGGUAAUGAUAUGGAAGAACAUUCUAAUUUGAUGGAUAAAUAUAAAACAGAAGGGAUAAUUGAAAAAUAUGAUGAUUAUUUGCAUGGUGAAGAUUUUGAAUGGAUUUAA